GCGUUAUCCUGACCCUGAUUGGGUAAUGUCGGUUUGUUGUUAAACGUGAUUGGCUGGAGCGCAACACGCCUGUCAGUGGCGCUGACAAAACAGACGCACGCAAGCUACCCAUGAGUAAAUAAACUUAAUGCACACAACAUGCUGACUGCACGGAAGGCAUGCGCAUCUUUGGCCACCAGCCGGCUGCUUGGAGCAUCUGUAUCUGCGACAGUUGAUCCACAGCACCAUCCUAGACGGUUUCAUACAGCCGCCCCACACCAGGACGGAGUGAAAAUACAUGAGGGGUGGGCCAACCUGGCCAGAAAACAGCUGAAAGGGAAAAAUCCAGAAGAUCUGAUCUGGAAGACCCCAGAGGGCAUCUCUAUUAAACCUGUGUACACGCAGGCGGACACUGCCGAGGUCAAAGAUGAACUACCUGGAGUUCACCCCUACACCCGUGGGCCGUACCCUACCAUGUACACCUACAGACCUUGGACCAUCAGACAGUAUGCUGGAUUCAGCACUGUAGAGGAGAGCAAUAAGUUUUACAGGGAUAAUAUUAAAGCGGGUCAGCAAGGUCUUUCGGUGGCCUUUGACCUCCCGACACACAGAGGUUAUGAUUCGGACAAUCCCAGAGUCCAUGGGGAUGUGGGGAUGGCGGGUGUAGCUAUCGAUACGGUGGAGGAUACCAAACUUCUGUUCGACGGAAUACCGCUGGAGAGGAUGUCUGUUUCCAUGACGAUGAACGGAGCUGUCCUUCCCAUCCUAGCCAUGUUCAUCGUGACCGGAGAAGAGCAAGGCGUGCCCAAGGAGAAAUUGACCGGUACCAUCCAGAACGACAUACUUAAAGAGUUCAUGGUGCGAAACACCUACAUAUUCCCUCCUGAACCUUCAAUGCACGUCAUCGCAGAUAUUUUCGCAUAUACCUCAAAGAAUAUGCCCAAAUUUAAUUCUAUAUCCAUCAGCGGAUAUCACAUACAGGAGGCCGGUGCUGAUGCUAUCUUGGAGUUGGCCUACACUAUAGCCAAUGGACUUGAAUACUGCAGAACGGGUCUGAAGGCUGGACUCACCAUUGAUGAGUUUGCACCCAGAUUGUCUUUCUUCUGGGGGAUCGGCAUGAACUUUUACAUGGAAAUCGCCAAGCUGAGGGCAGCACGCCGACUGUGGGCCACGCUCAUCAAAGAGAAGUUUCAGCCCAAAAACUCAAAAUCUCUUCUACUGAGGACUCACUGCCAAACGUCUGGAUGGUCACUGACUGAACAGGACCCUUACAACAAUGUGAUCCGGACUGUGAUCGAGGCCAUGGCGGCUGUAUUCGGUGGCACGCAGUCUUUGCACACAAACUCCUUUGAUGAGGCUUUGGGUCUCCCCACCAUCAAAAGCGCCCGUAUCGCCCGAAACACCCAGAUCAUCAUUCAGGAGGAGUCGGGCAUCCCGAAGGUCGCUGACCCCUGGGGUGGCUCCUACAUGAUGGAGUCGCUCACUGAUGACGUAUACAACUCAGCGCUCAAGUUCAUCACAGAGAUUGAAGAGAUGGGAGGGAUGGCUCGUGCCGUGGCCGAAGGAAUUCCCAAACUGCGGAUCGAGGAAUGUGCAGCCCGCAGACAAGCACGAAUCGAUUCAGGCUCUGAGGUCAUUGUAGGGGUCAACAAGUAUCGUCUGGAGAAGGAAGAAUCAGUUGAUGUGCUGGCGAUUGACAACACAACCGUCCGUAACAAGCAAAUAGAGAAGCUAAAGAAGGUCAGAGAGAGCAGAGACCCGGAGGCGGCGAAAAGAUGCCUGACUGCGAUUGAACGCUGUUCACGCACCAGAGACGGUAACCUGCUGGAGCUCGCUGUGGAGGCUGCGAGAGCUCGAUGUUCGGUGGGGGAGAUCACAGAUGCCAUGAAAUCUGUUUUCGGGGAGCAUAAGGCCAGCACGCGUAUGGUGAGCGGAGCGUACCGCAGCGAGUUCGGCGAACAUGAGGAGAUCUCCCUGGCACACAACAGGGUUGUACAGUUUAAAAAGCAUGAAGGCAGGAAUCCCCGUCUGCUUGUGGCCAAAAUGGGGCAGGAUGGUCAUGAUCGAGGGGCAAAAAUCAUCGCCACUGGAUUUGCAGACCUCGGGUUUGACGUGGAUGUCGGUCCACUUUUCCAGACUCCGGUUGAGGUCGCUCAGCAGGCUGUGGAUGCAGACGUGCACUGCGUUGGGAUCAGCACGCUGGCGGCCGGACACAAGACCCUCGUGCCGGAACUAAUCAAAGAGCUACGUAAGCUCAACCGGCCGGAUAUCCUGGUCAUCUGCGGAGGCGUCAUUCCACCACAGGACUAUGACUUUUUGUACAAGAGCGGCGUCAGCUGUAUCUUCGGCCCCGGGACCAGAAUUCCACAAGCUGCUGUGGAGGUUCUUGACAACAUUGAGAAAAACCUGGAGCAGAUCCGGCAGGCCAUGUAACCAUCGAAUGUGAUCUUGCACAAGCCAACAUCUCUUAGAAAUGAUCUUGAGAAUGACAGUAAUUCAAUGAGUUAUUGGCAAAAAAUAAUGAUUAGAAAAAAAUAAUUAUUAUAACAGCGUGAAAAUAAUCGAUUCUCAAAGCUGUUUGAUUGAAGGAUGACAGCAGUCUUUGGUUUUGUAUAGUUUGACAGUCCAUUAAAAUGUCAAUAUAUGUUUCUAAUGUUGUCACAAGCCUGUUAUUACACAAAUAAUUUCAUUCUUCUUGUGUGACAAGAGAUGUUUAAAAUCCACAUGUGUGGUUUUGUGAUCUGUUGCUUUAUCACUUCUCAUAAAUGUAACAUGGAUGUGCCAAACUACAUUUUAACAAUAUUUAAAGGAACAGUAUGUAGGAUUGUGG
This is a messenger RNA of Paramisgurnus dabryanus, 2809 nucleotides long. RefSeq names its product methylmalonyl CoA mutase (gene mmut). Lineage: Eukaryota; Metazoa; Chordata; Actinopteri; Cypriniformes; Cobitidae. Gene Ontology annotation, molecular function: cobalamin binding; methylmalonyl-CoA mutase activity; metal ion binding. The record is from RefSeq and is a predicted model, not a curated record. Gene Ontology annotation, cellular component: mitochondrion; cytoplasm.